CUUUGCUAUUGUAUUAAUAUUUUUUACAGCUUUAUUGCUUUUAUCGCACUCACGACAACCAGAAUCUCGCAUUUCAAACCCUGAAAUGGGCCUCAUUGGAACACUUACACAUGCUUCUUUUGACAUUGUGCUGAUUGCAGUUUGUCUUGCUGGCAUCCGCCGGUCCACAGGACUCACGCUUCAGACAAACUACCUGUCCAGCAAGAACUACCGCAGGUUGUUUGGAUUUGUGAUUGGUGUUGGCGAGAGUCUGUUUGACAUAUCGGUUGCGUUCAUGGCAGCAUAUCCAACAAUAUUCCGUCGGCAAGAUCCUCGGCUUCCUCCAGUGAACGAUGACAGCCCCAGCCGCUAGCUAGCAGGUGGGCGCGCCCAGCGGGGUGCCAUCUGUAUCAUGUAUUUCGCCGUGUAGUUUACAAGAGCCAUUGUUACAUUUUUAAAGUCAAGUAUUGUUGAACAAUAUCAAUUAAUGUAAAAAGAAAAUAUUUAA
This is a messenger RNA of Kickxella alabastrina, 487 nucleotides long. RefSeq lists its product as uncharacterized. The record is from RefSeq and is a predicted model, not a curated record. The transcript has a single exon. NCBI's taxonomy places the organism in Eukaryota, Fungi, Kickxellomycota, Kickxellomycetes, Kickxellales, Kickxellaceae. Gene Ontology annotation, cellular component: cytoplasm. Bases 86 to 352 code for a protein of 88 amino acids.